AAUUGCUAUCUUUGUAUGAAUGGCGGCUUAGAGAGAAGCAUAAUUUCAUUUGAUUGAAAAAGUUCUCGCAUCAAAAAAAUCAUGGCUCUCAGCUUCGAUGAUAAGAUUUUGGGAGAAAAGGUCAAUAAUUACUGCAGCAGCAGUGAGGAUGAGGCAGACGAGGAAGACACCGGAGUGUCAGACCCAGAGGAUGACGUCAAGAAAGCGAUAAAGGGGCCGACGUUCAUACCAGAACCAGAGCUUCAGGAAUACCAAGGAUAUUCUACCAAUACGGGUCCAAAAGGAGUCAUCAAUGACUGGAGAGAAUUUAAACGCCUGGAAAAUGAGAAGAGAGAAACUCAAGAAAAGGAAAAAUUAGCAUUGAUGAAGAAAUUGUCCAUGACUUGUCGAUCUCACCUUGAUGAUGAAAAAGAAAAACAGAAGGAUGAACAAUUUCUUCAAGAGCUUGAAGAAUUGGAUGAUGAGUUUAUAAAAGAAUAUCGAAUGAAGCGCCUAGAAGAAAUGAGGAAAGCACUUCAGAGUGUACCAAAAUUUGGAGAAGUUGUAGCUCUGAAGUCUAAUAGUUUUGUGGACGCCAUUGACAAAGAACCACCUCAAGUCACAGUCAUCAUUCACUUGUAUGAAGAUAAGGAGGCAGCUUGUGAGUUGAUGAACAAAUGUCUGGCGUGUCUCGCACAAGAUUAUCCAUCUGUCAAAUUCUGCAACAUCAAAGCAUCAGAGACCCAAGUUAGUCAUACGUUUGCCAAAAUGGGUGUCCCUGCUUUGUUGGUGUACAAGGGGGGCGAAAUGAUUGGGAAUUUUGUCAAGUUGACAGAGGAGCUAGGAAAAGAUUUCAUUUCCUCUGAUGUAGAAAACUUCUUAUUUGAUUUUGGACUGCUACCCUCUAAUGACAUUAUAAACCAGGCCAUCAAGGACUCUAACACAGGAGAGCUACGCAGUAAACUCAAGGAGGAUGAAGACAGUGGCAGUGAAUUUGAAUUAGAUUAAACAUUAUUAUGUUAAUGCCUGGCUAUAUAUCAUGUGCAAUACCAGUGGAAUAUUUGUCUCUGACCAGAGCCCCUGUGUUGAAGGCCUCAAUACCAGUGGAAUAUUGGUCUCUGACCAGAGCCCCUGUGUUGAAGGCCUCAAUACCAGUGGAAUAGUUGUCCCUGACCAGAGCCCCUGUGUUGAAGGCCUUAAUACCAGUGGAAUAUUUGUUUCUGACCAGAGCCCCUGUGUUGAAGGCCUCAAUACCAGUGGAAUAGUUGUCUCUAACCAGAGCCCAUGUGUUGAAGGCCUCAAUACCAGUUGAAUAUUUGUCCCUGACCAGAGCCCCUGUGUUGAAGGCCUUAAUACCAGUGGAAUAUUUGUUUCUGACCAGAGCCCCUGUGUUGAAGGCCUCAAUACCAGUGGAAUAGUUGUCUCUAACCAGAGCCCCUGUGUUGAAGGCCUUGAUACCAGUUGAAUAUUUGUCUCUGACCAGAGCCCAUGUGUUGAAGGCCUCAAUACCAGUGGAACAGUUGUCUCUAACCAGAGCCCCUGUGUUGAAGGCCUCAAUACCAGUGGAAUAGUUGUCCCUGACCAGAGCCCCUGUGUUGAAGGCCUCAAUACCAGUGGGAUAUUGGUCUCUGACCAGAGCCCCUGUGUUGAAGGCCUCAAUACCAGUGGAAUAUUGGUCUCUGACCAGAGCCCCUGUUUUGAAGGCCUAAAUACCAGUGGAAUGUGAAGGCCUCAAUACCAGUGGAAUGUGAAGGCCUCAAUACCAGUGGAAUGUGAAGGCCUCAAUACCAGUUGAAUAUUUGUCUCUGGUCAAAGGCCCUGUGUUGAAGGCCUCGAUACCAGUGGAAUAUUUGUCUCUGUUGAAGGCCUCGGAUUUAGCUUAAUUAAGCAUAAUAACUAAUUUACAAAAUUAUUCUUUUAAUUGAAAGUAUCUUAGGAGAACAUUUUUCUUGUCAAUGAAGGAUAAUUUACUCUGUAGAUUUAGUCUCAAAGUACAGCAAUUUUGAAACCACUCGGUAUUAAAAAUUCGUAAGGAUUAGGUAUAAUUAAGCUAGACUGUCACUGAACUAUUGGGCUUUGGUGAAAUAUUUGCCUGAAGUAUUAUGGGGUAGGUGAACUUUUCGUCCGAGAGACUGGGGUGUUGUUGUCAGCCUUUAAAAGCUGUUACUCUAGAUCUGUUAUACAUCAGAAUAUAGAUAUUGUCCUGUUUUUCAAAUUACUUAUUUUGUAUGUUGAAUUUGUGCUUUAUUUGAUGAAAAUUAGUGAUUUCGAAAUAUUAGUGAAAUAUUCAGCAAAGUCACCACAGAUGGAGGGUCCAUAUGUACAGUAUGUCGGUAUAAUAGAAAACCAUGUACUAACAAGUAUAAUCCUCAAAAACCUUUUGAUAAAAGACUACAAAAGGGAAGAACAGAGAAUUAAAUAAAGGACCGACUCCCGAUCGCGAUUAGAUAUCAUGAUACCUGAACAAUUCAUUGUAUCGGUGUUAAUGAAAUGAUUGGAUAUAUAUUUAUACAUUCACAUUAUGAAAUGUCUUGUGCACUCUUAAAUGUGCGAUUGAAUGUUUUGCUUCAGUGUAUUUAUAAUCUUAUAUAUAUUGCAGCUGCAUUAUUCUUUGAUUUUGUUAAACCAGUAAGCACCAACAGUGGAAAUCCUGUAACAGUGGAAAUCUGGUAUGAUCAUGCUUUGGUAUGUUUUGUCAAACUAGUCUGAUUUGAGAUAAGCGUGCAGUGCAUUCUGUUGCCUUGCCAUAAUAGCUACACAAGUUAGAGUUUUACAUAUGUGUGAACAUAUUUGACGAUGUCGGUGGUGCAUCUUUUAGAAUCUGUUUGAAUAUAACUUUGUUGCAUACCAUCAUUAAUGUUGAAAAGACAUAUUUCUAUUUCAAUCCUUAUACUGAGUUUAAGUUGAAAACAACAAAUGAAAUUAUUUUUCCUCUUUCCCUGCCUUUUUGUUUUGUUUCAUGACAAAUUCUAAAGAAACUGUUUUACCAAAUGAUGGAAACACUGGAACGCUUUCCUAUUGAUUUGAAAAAUAUUAACAUUUUUACAUUAAAAUGUUUAGAAACAGGUCUUAUGUGAAUCAUGUAAAUUAUUAAAAGAAAGAGUUAUAUCAUGUAAAGGUAAUUAAUUUAAUCAGUGAGCAGGCUCUAUUCAUUCCAAACUCAGAUCGCUGCGGAAAUGUUUCUGUGAGCAGGUUUCACUUAUAUGAGCACCGUCGGAGUUUAGGAAAUGUUUCUGUGAACAUGGUUAACAAAUAAUGUCUUUGCCUCCAUUUUGGAUCAAACCUGGUACCUCUGAUGUUCUAAAUGAGCUAAUAAACAAUUCUCUCUAGCCCAUGCAGUUGGUAUGUAGCAGCUAGUAUUUUCAUAGGGUUACAUAUAAAUCUUCUAAUCUGAGAAAAUGUAUCGAUGAGCAGGCCUCACUUGUAUACAAAAGCGUUGAAAAUGUAUUUUGAUGAAUGGAUAAAAAAAAACGUGUUAUUAUACCGAGUACAUCCUUAAAAUUUUGGGGGUUAUGAUCAUACACGUUCUCGCGGUCCACACCCCUGAAGUUUGUCAUGACAAAAUGGAUGGUACAUGAUCUGCUAUCUGAUUGGAUUCAGGUGGGGGAAAACAACCAAUCACUAAGCUCACACCGGUCCUUUGCUGGUCAAUUUUACUGUUGCACUUCCAUCGAAGGAUGGAACAAGUUUCAUUCACAAGAUGGAAUGUACUGAGCUUUCGAUUCUGUCAUGAUAUAUCCCAGGGGUGCAGAGAAUGUAGGAGAGUGUAAACCCUGGAUGUGACUUGUUUCCACAUCUUUAUUAUUACUAUUUAUAUUUUAUUACUUCAUGUAUUGUAAGCAUGUAAUUUUGAUAUUAUUUAUAUGAAGAUGUGUAUAAUUGGUACAUGUAUUUGUUGUGUAUUUUAAGUGGUCUUUCUUGUCGCCUGAAUCAUUGUUGUAGAGUUCUGUCAAUAUGAUGUAACGAUGUUUAUAUAUCUUUCCCUAACGGUGAAUGAGAGUGAAGACUAGUUUAUUGAUGAUUGUAAUAUAGCGUGUGUAAUAGUUUGGAUCAGGUUGAAGAUGUCAUAAUACCGGUAUGUGCACGUAUUAAUCAAAAGAUUUUCUACAAGUUAAGUUGUUGUCUAUGGUUUGAUUCCAGUCAUUUUCUUUUGUAUCCGAUGAAUUGCAGGUAAGAUCGGGAUCUUCGGGUGUGUUUUUUUUAAACUUUUGCCAUUAUUCCAUUGAUUUUUUUUAAACUAACUUAGAAAAAAAAUCAAAUACAUGACAACUAUUGCAUUACAAAGUAACACAAUACGAUACAUCUACUCAAUCCUGAAAUCGUGAUUCCAUUCCAUUGCUAAUGUAUUUCUCUGUAUUAUAGAUUGACCUACAAUAAAAAAAAAUCUAAUCAUCUUAUAAAUUAAUAAAGUAAAUGAAGUAGGAAUCAUUACCUGUACUUGUAAAAUUAUAAAGUACAAUUUAAAAAAGCACUUAAAUAAAUCUAAAUCUAAUGUGUUGAAGCAGAAUGCCAAAUAUUGUCAUUUUUGAACUUCUAAAUUUACUGCAAGAUACAAUGCACUAAAUUACAUAUUUAUAAUUAGUAAUAUGAAAAAGUUGAUUGAAAUCUUAUGUUUUUUAUGUACGUAUUCCAUUGAGAUGUUACAGUAAUUCACAUUUUUUUUAUCAAUAUUUUAUUUAUUUUCCUUUCUUUGUCAUAUUUUGAUAAUAUACUUGACAUAGUCUUUUUCACCCUAUACAAAGUGUUCCAGUUGAUGUGUCAUAUGAGGAUUAACAACAAUACAUUUAUGUUCAAAUAAAUAAUCGUGGAAUUAAUUUAUUAUCUGCAUUUAAAAAAGACCGUGCUGUACCAGAAUUUUGUGUUGUGGGCGAGUGGAUGAGGGAAACUUUGUACAUAGUUCAUUGUAUUGAAAAUUGAAUGCAACUCCCAUUCUGGAGCUUGGGCACGCCUUUGAGAGUAAACAUUGUCAGCAAGUUCACAAAUGUCAGUUUCAAGGACAAACGGAAUAUCCUUUAAUAUAAGGCUAGUACCUGGUUUUGAGCGAAUAUUUGGAAAACACAGAGCCAUCCGCUAAUCGUUCGGCCAUUACAUUAUUGAUUUUGAUCUGUAGUCCCAGUAAAACAUCUCUGAACACUGUUUGCAUUGAUCGAUUAGUGAAAUGUGUAUCUCUGUGGAUGCUAAAUAUUAUGUACAUGUACUUGUUUGACCAGGUUUUCAGACAAUGUAUGGUUAUUGUAUAAAUUGAUUGUACACG
Messenger RNA from Mizuhopecten yessoensis (Yesso scallop), 5233 nucleotides. RefSeq names its product phosducin-like protein. The record is from RefSeq and is a predicted model, not a curated record. NCBI's taxonomy places the organism in Eukaryota, Metazoa, Mollusca, Bivalvia, Pectinida, Pectinidae. Gene Ontology annotation, biological process: regulation of G protein-coupled receptor signaling pathway. The coding region runs from base 82 to 987 and encodes 301 amino acids. The transcript is spliced from 8 exons.